AUGGCAUAUGAUCGUUAUGUGGCCAUCUGUCGUCCACUCCACUAUAACACAGCCAUGAAUCCUAGGCUGUGUAUCUUGUUAGUGAGUGCAUGCUUUGUCAUGACUAACAUCCAUGCUCUCAUACAUACCAUUCUCAUGUCAAAGCUGUCUUUUUGUGUGCAUGGGGAAAUCUUACACUUUUUCUGUGACAUCAGCCCCCUCUUGAAGCUGUCUUGCUCUGAUACACACAUCAAUGAGUUAAUGGUCUUUGUUGUGGGGGGCCCAGUUUUGAUGUUUCCCUUCCUGUGCACUAUGGUCUCCUAUAUUCAAAUCGUUUCAGCCAUCCUGAGGAUUCCUUCAGGCAGUGGAGGGAGGCGCAAAGCCUUUUCCACUUGUGGUUCCCACCUCUCUGUUGUCUGUUUGUUCUAUGGCACUACCUCCAGUGUCUAUCUACUGCCAUCAUCUUCCUCCUCCACAAAGGACAUUGUGUUCUCUGUGGUGUAUACAUUGGUCACCCCAAUGUUAAAUCCUUUCCUUUAUAGUUUGAGAAACCGGGAUAUGAAAAAAGCCCUGAAGAAUCUUAUCAGAAGCAGGAUAUUUACUCCUUCAUCAUAUUAA
Gracilinanus agilis (Agile Gracile Mouse Opossum) is the source of this 597-nucleotide messenger RNA. Its product is annotated as olfactory receptor 1N1-like. The coding region runs from base 1 to 597 and encodes 198 amino acids. Gene Ontology annotation, cellular component: membrane. The transcript has a single exon. NCBI's taxonomy places the organism in Eukaryota, Metazoa, Chordata, Mammalia, Didelphimorphia, Didelphidae. Gene Ontology annotation, molecular function: olfactory receptor activity. Gene Ontology annotation, biological process: G protein-coupled receptor signaling pathway. The record is from RefSeq and is a predicted model, not a curated record.